AUGAGCGAUCACCAAUCCCAGUCCAAGGUCAAAAAUGAUCCCGGUUCGGCGAAAGUGAAGAGCGAUGAGAACAAUGACGGCCAUGAUUCGAAUGCCAAUGAAACCAUCAGUCAGGAUGGGAGUGCUCACGAAGCAAAUUCGGAGAACAAAAGUGAUAUGAUCAUGGAGCAGGAGAGGCUUCUACCGACAGGUGGGAAGGGACUGUAUGGGUAAUAUACAAUGAUUUAGCAAACAUAAAUAGGAUCAUGAGAAGAGUGGUGCCACCGGAAGGAAAGUUGUCCAAGGAAGCAAAGGAUGCAGUCCAAGAGGCUGUCUCCGAAUUCAUCCAAUUCGUGAUCUCAGAAGCUAGUGACAAUUGUGUUCAGGUAAGAAAGGCUUUCACAACUGAAUUGUGGCGAUUAUGACCACUGCUUCAAAUAAUUUGCUAAGGCUUCAAUCGGAAUCGCUAGCCACAAAAAAUCUUAUCAAGGGCGGCAAAACAGCUAGAUUAGUAAAAAAUCACCCAAGUGGCUAAAUAAAUGGUUGGCUUGGCUGUAAAAUCUUCAAAGGCUUAUUCAGCGUCCCGUUUUGGCUAGUCAUUUCAACUUUUUGGUUAGAAUCCAACUUUCAGGCCGGCCGGAAAACUCUGUUCUAGACCUAUAGGGCAUUUAAACCCUUACUAAAUAGUUAGGCUAGAGUCGCUCUUAACCAUUUGUUUCAAACAGUGGUUCAUAAUCGCUUUCAUUCUUUGCGACUGAUUGUUUUUUUUAGGAGAAACGGAAAACAAUAACAUGUGAGGACCUUCUCCGAGCACUCAAGGAUCUCAGCUUCGAUCCUUAUGUGGACAUUCUCAAACUUUACAUAGAGAAUUAUCGCGCGGCUCUGAAUAAAGGCACUGCUAAUCCUCAGAGUGUAAGUGUAUAAAAAAUGGCGUAAAUAUUUUUAUCUGAAACUUAUGAUUUUAGUUGACUUUGGAUCAGUCCAAGAUCACCCCAACGCGAGCCAGAAAUUCAGACGGCGACGCCCAUCCCCCGCCUUCUCUGACUCCUCAGAGCAAUCAAGAGCCUCCACAAUUCGUCUUCCAAUCCGAGCAACCUCAGCCAGCGAACGAUGGGUCGUCGCUGGAACAAGUCCAAGUAUUUAUCGACAGCCAAACUGGACAACAUUAUAUGGCUGUUGCUGGUAAGUUUCCCAUUCAUAACAUCAAGGAACGAUUGAACGCGAACAUUUUUUGUUUUAGAUCCACAAACAGGCCAAGAACGCCUCGUUCCGGUCGCUUUGAACAUCAGCCAAAUCACAACUUCCCACGAAAGUCAAUAA
Molecule: messenger RNA, 1299 nt
Organism: Bursaphelenchus xylophilus (pine wood nematode)
Lineage: Eukaryota; Metazoa; Nematoda; Chromadorea; Rhabditida; Aphelenchoididae
Source: the annotation of a GenBank genome assembly